CACGAUUUUAAGCGCUCUCUGUCUCUCCUCCUCCUCCUCCUCUCUCUCUCCUCUUUGUCUUUCAAAAUUAAGCCAACUUCCAGAUCUUCAAGACUUAAACUUCCCUCCACAAUCAAUAUCGAAUCUAUCCAAAGAUACCUUUUUUGGAUCUCAAGCUUAGCCCUUUACUAUUACAAAGUAAAAUCUGAGCUUGAAAGACCAGAGAAAGAAUUUGUCAAGAAAUGCUCUUGCUCCAUUGACGGAUCUUCAUCGUCUCCCGUUCGUUGCUGUCUGUCAUCUCAAUCGAUUAAAGACGAGGAAGAAACCGUAGAAUAGAAACGAUUCUUUGCUGCCGGAAGUCUAAGGGCAUGUUUGGUUCACUGUUAGUGGCUUCAUUUCUUAUGGAGUAUGAAAGAGAAUGGGCAAGAAUGAAUGAAAUAUAAGUGUUUGGAUAACCAUUUCUUGCCGCAGGACUCAUUCUUCCCAGAAUGAAACUUGGGUCUCGGACUCUCUCGGGCAAAAAACAUAACAUAUUUUGCGACACGAAAAAUAUUCGUGCCCCAUUUUACCGGCCCAUUUUUUUUGUUUGAAGUGUUUGUAACUCUCGAGUACUCAACUGAACCGUCGUCCCCCCCUCUCUCUGUACAAGGUAAAAUCGAUCUGCUAAGAUCGAUCUCAACCUUUGAAGCUUAUCAAGAUCGAUUUCUCUUCUUCUUCUUUCUGUGCACCGAGCACGAAGCUAACGGUGAAGGUCGACCACCAGUCUCGGCCCUGUAACCAUUAAGAGCAAGCAGAAGAAGAACAAGGGCUCACCUGCUGGAGCUUCAACAGCAUCAGUUGCACUCGUAAGUCAGGUCGGGGAUUGCAGGUCAAGGUAUUAUGCAGUGCUUGAGGAUCAAACAUGCGUCAUGGGCUUUUCAUACUGCAAAUAGAUGGCUGAUCUCACGAGGCUCCUGUAGUAAGUUGUUUGUUGGAGGCCUUUCUUACGAUACCAAUGAAAGUGUCCUGAAGGAUGCUUUUGAGAAGUUUGGUGAAAUCAUUCAAGUUAAAGUCAUAUGCAAUCAUAGGACUGCAAAAUCUGAAGGGUAUGGAUUUGUGCACUUUGCUUCAGAUGCCGCAGCAAGCAUAGCACUUCAAAAGAUGGAUGGCCAGUUACUGGAUGGCAGAAACAUUCGUGUCCAGUAUGCAAAUAAGGGGCGUUGAGCAGGAUAAGGCAUUGCGGUCUCUGAAUCACAUCCACUUACAUGAAGGCAAUUUUUUUAGAACCAUUUUGGUAGUUCUUGUAUUAAUGACCUGAACCAUCCGAUGAAAUUGAGACCAUUUGGAUAAAGAUUGUAGAGGUUCCUAAACAAGAAUGAGAUACACAAGUUGAGACAAUAGUAUGAUAUGCUGUGUUAUUUGAAAGGUUCAUAUAUAAAUUUCAUAAUGCAAAUUGGAAGUGUUAUUGUGAUA
This is a messenger RNA of Nelumbo nucifera (sacred lotus), 1431 nucleotides long. RefSeq names its product glycine-rich RNA-binding protein 2, mitochondrial-like. Gene Ontology annotation, molecular function: RNA binding. The record is from RefSeq and is a predicted model, not a curated record. Lineage: Eukaryota; Viridiplantae; Streptophyta; Magnoliopsida; Proteales; Nelumbonaceae.